This is a messenger RNA of Acanthosepion pharaonis, 1482 nucleotides long. Lineage: Eukaryota; Metazoa; Mollusca; Cephalopoda; Sepiida; Sepiidae. The record is from the annotation of a GenBank genome assembly.
AUGUCCGCCGCCGUCGCUCCUUUUCCCCCCUUUCAUGAAGGGAAUAUAAAGAACUGGUUCUUACAAAUGGAAGCCAUUUUCACAGUCAGAAGGAUUACAGACCAAAAGACCAAGUUUGGCCACGUGGUGGCGGUUUUGCCACCCGCCAUUGUCGAUGAGGUCUCAGACUUCCUAGAAGCCGUUCCUGAAGUAGAACCCUACGCGCGCUUAUUACUGCAUCAAGCCGUGUACUUAUACUGCGGUCGCGGAAAACAAAACCGCCAGCGAGUGAAAGCGACUAAUCUCGCUGGCAAGGCAUUUUCACCAAAACUUAGUCGCCUUUUUUAUGUGACGGACACACGUAAUAAUUUACGUUUUUUGGUUGAUACCGGCGCUGCCAUUAGUGUCUUACCCGUGCGUGAUAAAGCUCGUCAACAACCUUUUCAGCUCCGCUUACAAGCAGCCAAUGGUUCCAGUAUUAAUACUUACGGUACGAAGUCCCUUACCCUAAACAUAGGGAUGCGACGAGACUUUACUUGGAAUUUUACUGUUGCUGACGUCCAGAUGCCGAUAUUAGGUGCAGAUUUCCUGGCGCACUAUGAUCUCGCCGUGCGAAUGAACAACCAUUCCCUGACUGACAACUUAACAAGACUGUGUGUUCUUGGCACUUAUUCUAAACUUACCACCACUGGCAUCACCGUGGCAACGUGCCACAAUAAAGAGUACUUAGAUUUAUUGAAUCAGUACCAGGACCUCAUGCGUCCUGCUGGAUCUAUUGAUUCAACUAAACAUCAAACACAGCACUUUAUUAAGACCACUGGUCAACCUGUUUUUUCCCGUCCUCGUCGUCUAGCACCUAACAAAUUAAAAUUCGCAAAGAAAGCUUUCGACGACAUGCUACGAGAGGGCGUUAUUCGUCCGUCCGACAGUCCUUACGCUUCCCCUCUUCAUUUGGUACCUAAACCAGGAAAGGAAGACUAUAGAAUUUGUGUGGAUUAUAGAAGGUUGAAUUCCAUCACCGUCCGGGAUCGUUAUCCAAUCCCCCACCUCCACGAUUUCACUUCUGCUGUGACCACACCACCAGUUUCUUCCUCUUUUAUUCAGGACUUACGCUUUAAAAUGGCAAACUUAUGCUAUACACCACCGCGGCACUGCCCGAGUGAUAUCUAUUUACCGUUCCAGCUCAAGGACUGCGAAUAUGUAUUUGUACGUAAUGACUCUGUUAAGCGGCCUCUUACGCCGGCCUACACAGGCCCAUACCGCGUUCUUAAACGCGCGGACAAAUAUUUCCAAAUACAAAAAGGUAUUCACACCGACAACGUUUCAAUAGAUCGGUUGAAACCUGCCUUUAUAGAGAAACCGUCGUCUCAUGCUACUUCCCAAUCAACUCCGCAAGUUCAGGAGAAUUUUAAGACACCUGUUUCUCUCGACAAGCCUAAGUGUACCAGCUCCGGUCGAAGAGUCACCUUUCCAAAGAAAUUUGAAACAUUCUACUAUUAUUAG